AUGUUGGAGAAAUUGAAAGAAGCUCCUCCUGAGAAAGUCGAACAUGUGUUGAAGAUAAGUUACAAUGCCUUAGAUAAAUAUGCAAAGCAAAUAUUUUUGGAUAUAGCAUGUUUUCUCAUCGGCAAGGAUUGGAGAAUUGCCUCCUACAUGUGGAAAGACUAUAAACUUUAUCCUUUUAGUGGGAUCGACGCUCUGCAAGUCAUGUCUACGGUGAAAAUCGGAGAAAACAAUGAGCUGUUGAUGUAUGAUCUACUGAAAACUCUAGGCACACAAAUUGUGUUAAAUGAAGAUCGUAUCCCUGGUAAUCGAAGCAGGUUGUGGGUGCACAAUGAAGCCUUCUCCACACUACGGAAGAAGGAGCGUACCACAAAAGUUGAAGCCCUUGGUCUCACCUGUAAGGAAGGAUCUGAUGAAUAUUUCACAUCGGCGGAAUUUGCUCCGCUUUUGAAGUUGAGGUUCCUUAAGUUGGAUCGAGCUAUCAUGAGAGGAGAUUUUACUGGGUCUUUGAACAUCAAGUCCACUCUGAUUCUCCGGCUGCCAGAAGAGAUGAAUUCCUUGGAUAAUUUGAAAGAGCUUUUGAAUGAUAAAACUACCAUACGUCACCUUCAUUUCUUAAGAGGUUCUAUGCGGAAACUUAAAAUUCUUAGUAUUUCCAGCUGCGAAAAUUUGGCUGAAUUAUCCGAGUUUACUAAUUGUUUGGAUGAGUCCACUAUCCCAGGACUCCCAAAUUCUGUUAAGUUGUUGGAGGGACUUGCAGAGCUGUCUUUAAGAGACUGUCAGCAGAUAACUGCACUUCCGGACUCUGAUUGGAUGCUUAAGUCACUGCAGAAAAUGGAUCUGUCAAACACCAGAAUCAAGGCAUUGCCAGAAUCCAUAAGAAAUUUGGAUAGAUUGGAGGGUUAUCAUCUCUGA
Molecule: messenger RNA, 912 nt
Organism: Eucalyptus grandis
Lineage: Eukaryota; Viridiplantae; Streptophyta; Magnoliopsida; Myrtales; Myrtaceae
Product: disease resistance protein RPV1-like
Exons: 4
Coding region: 1-912 (303 amino acids)
Biological process (GO): defense response
Source: RefSeq, a predicted model, not a curated record